UGUUUCUCGCUAAUUUUUUCUCACCGGUCUCGUUCACUAUCUCGUUUCUGUUGUCGUGGAGGCGAAACACGUCCAUGUCUGUAUAGAUAAGCUUUUUUUCAUUCAUUUUUUCCUCUGCCGUUUGUAAUACGCGCGGUGUGUUCAGCAUACAUUAGGUAUAUGAAGCCGAGCAAGGUCCCCCUUCAGUUGCGGCUUGGGUUCCAGGAGGGUACACCCAUGAUCGAGUCCGGAUCAGGACCAAGUGUCGUUGUCGUCGCUGCUUCUGCUGCCGCUGCUGCCACCACCAGGCUCAGGGGGAUGUUCCCUGUCGUAGACCUGCCCCACGCUUCCCCGAUGCUGGGACGGGCCGGCUCAGCCAAGGGCUCGGACAUCGAGACCAGCGUGUGGACCUCGACUGAGAUACCGGCCGAUGUCAGCUUUGGCCCGUUUGAUGGAGAGUUCCGCCUGGGUGCCGCCAUGAAGGACUGCCGGGACAGCCCAUACAUGCUAGAGGUCAAAUACUCUGAAGGUCGGCUGGUCAGCGGCCCUGACUCCCAUCCCACCCGCUGGAUGAGAUUUGUCGCCGCGGCGCACGACGACCACGAACAGAACCUUUCGGCUGUUCGUUCGCCAGAGGGGCGGGUGAUGUUCCGAACUAAUCGCAGCAUCCUACGAGGGGAAGAACUCCUGGUCUGGUACACCAACGCAUUUGCCGAGUACCUGGGAAUGCCUUUAGCAGUCAACCACUACCGAGGUAAAGACGGGUUCAGUUGUCCAAAGUGCCCGAAGAUCUACCGGUAUCCGAACACCCUGAAGUCUCAUCUUCACUUCCGGUGUACCGGAGCGUCGGCAGUUUGUGAGAGUAGCGCCCCCUCGUGCCGGUCAAGCUCCAGCAAGGAGGAGCGUAGCCUCUGCGCCGGGAGUGCCUUCCACCGGAUCGUGUCGACCUCGUCUUCGUCGGGAGCUGGGGAGUCUGUUCCCUCAUCGCCGCGGGUCACCAGCGCAAACGGCCACCACCAGCACCACACUUCCCAUCAUUCUAAUUCACACGGGGUACCAGCUGAGGCCAGCCGGACGGCCAUGAUGGAUAUCUACAGCUUGGCCCGUAGUGCCCUCAGCGUCGGGGCCGGGCGCAAGAUGCACCAGCCGGCCGGCCUGAUAGGUGAUGGUGCAGGGUCGGCUUUCAGGCCGCACAAUCCAAGGCUUCAACCGACAGAUGCAGGGGUCCCGCAUCAGAAAGAGAAGGAGGGGUUCCGUGUGGUCCGCAGCAGCAAAGACUCCCACGGCCUGUCGCUGCUUCCUACUUCUUCAUCUUCCUCCACUUCCCCGUCUUCUUCCUCCACAUCCAGGCACGGACAAGGUGAACGCAAAGCGUCCUUCACCGUGGAAAAAAUGUUCGGUCUGCCGCGACCGGCAAGCCCGCAACUCGCCCACCACAAUUCCGCCAUUGAGGACUCACUGCUGCAGCAGCGGCAGAAGGCGUUGGAGAGAAACUGUUUACCCGCAGGCUACCAACCUUGCCCGGUUUCCGCACACCACCAUCAUCACCACGGCGACACACCAGUGGCGAUCGGUCCCCUACACCGUUCGCUGGACCCCUACGCUGGUUUUCCGUACCCGUUCUACCACCAUCAUCACCACAGCCAACCGGGACUGCAUCCUGGCCUAUCCCGCUAUGGAACUGUCCUACCAGUCCACACUAACGGUGAACUGUACGGUUCGAGUGGCCCAUGCUUCUCCUACAAACUUCCUUUCCCUGCCGGUUUGUUGCGCUACCCUGACCCAACGGCCCCACUUGUUGCGUCCGCUGCCAGUGACGUCAUGGAAUUGAACAAGUAUGCUAAUCUUGAGCGCAGCCUGACCAAUCAGGGGGUGACUGGCUUUCACGACCCCCAACUAUUCGCCAAUCACCACCCAGCCCCAAACGGCAAGGCCAAGCGGGGCCACUUGUGUAUAUACUGUGGCAAGCUGUACUCGCGUAAGUACGGACUCAAGAUUCACCUGAGGACGCACACGGGCUACAAACCCCUGAAGUGCAAGGUUUGCCUGCGACCGUUCGGCGACCCCAGCAACCUCAAUAAGCACAUCCGACUUCACGCAGAAGGGGAGACACCAUACCGCUGUCAGUACUGCGGAAAGGUGCUCGUCCGACGCCGGGACCUGGACCGGCAUAUACGGUCACGGCACCCCAACGAGCACGAGAAAUCGGAUCAAGAGGCGGCGAGCUCUGGCCUGGUCAGAACGUCCCCUCCACCCACCAAGGCGGCAAUAGAAGGGGCUAUCAAAACCCCGGAAUACGGUGUGGAGAACCCAAUGUCAUCGCCGGACCCAGUGGACAAUGAUGACGAAGAUGACGAAGAAGUUGAAGACGGUGACGACGAACAGGAAAUGGACGACGACAUGCAGCCCGAAAUCGAUGUGUGAUGACAAUUUUGCAGUACUUCUGAAGCACCCAAAAUGACAGCCUUAUGAUGAUAUUUUUCCAGCCAAAGGCACAUUACUAUAAAUUGUAUCCCUCUCUUAGUUCCUUUGAGGUAGAAUUAUCAUCUCUUGGUCGAAAUUCAAAGCAAAUUACACCCUUAAAUGUUCCUGCAAAAUUUUGAGUUGUUACCCAAUCAUGCAGUAUCUUUCAUUUGAGAUUCUCAGUAAGGUUACUUUAAAGCUAAAGAAGAUGUUUUGUUCCUGAGCAAGCUCUUUGCAGUGACUCAGUGUGAACUGUAUCUUACAAGUUUGUCUUUUCUACGAUCUUCUUUCAGUAACAUGGGUCUCAGAGAAAAGUACUUAUUGAUUGGAGGCACAAUAUAACUCAGGGAUACCCACCAUCCAAGAGGAAUUGAAUUCAGCGCCAUUCUUCUAAAGUGGUAUUGACUAAACAUGUUCCACUGGUUCAAACCAGUCUCGCGUUUUAUGGCUUGUGUUUACUACAGUACUGUGGUCGGGGAAAGUCUAUAUUGGCCACCAGUAUGUAGGUCUUUGGGAACUUUGGGGAAAGAAAAAUUAAAAAAUGAAGUUCACCUUGUGAGUAAAAACAAAGUGGCAUUAAUUGUGAGUUAGCCCUUCACAACCGUUGAAAACAGCUUUUCUGACCAACGAGGAGGGAGCUAGGCAACUUUAUCAAAUAGUGUUGACAUGCAUAGCUUUCACAAAGCGCAUUAUCUUUGACAGUCGCAAGAGCUUUGUUCCCUGAGCAAGUGCAGAAAACGUCGCUCGGUAAUCAUGAAACAUCUGAUGCAUCUUAAUUUAGAUAGCGCAAUUCAGAGUCCUACCAAUAAAAGAAAAACUGAGCAAGAAUCAUUCUAAUCAGAACAGAUAGAAUUCAUAUUCAAUGUGCAAUAGUACUACAUGUAUUUAUUUUAAAAAAUAGUUCUCCAGAAUUGAAUUGCCGCGAAAUUGAUGCUUGGUUUGUUAUUUUCCAGUGUGAAUAAAAUUCUCUACUUACAAUUCUGAUAUUUAUUUGGUUCGCUAUUAUGUAAUUUAAUAUGAAUGUAAUUUUGCUUUAAUUAGAUUUAGCCUUUCGUAAUAAAGCUAAGCUACAGGUUGCUUAACUGAAAGAAUGAAAUUGAUCUUCAAUUAAUAUACACUGAGCGAAUAGUCGUAGUAAAUAGGUAUCUUUGGAAUACAGAGCGCUGUUACUAUUUAUUAAAAAUCGCUUGAAAUCACGGGUGAUCAUACGUAAUCAAUUUUGUACAAUUUGGUAUCAUUUUUUAAAGAAAUCAGUGUUGGCGCCCUAUUGUGUUUGGCAGUGCCAUUUCUUUCGCCCGUAUAAAGGAGAUUGCUGCCGGCUACACUGCUUAUGCACCUAAAUAAUGGUGUUGUAAAUGAUCUUUUGAAAAAAAAAUAUAUUCGUAAGAAGGCUCAACAAAUAAAAUGCAUUCCAUUUGAAAGAGAAAGAAGGCACCGUGGGAUUAACAUUUGCUCUUUGUCCAUCUUUCUUGUGUUAAUUAAGGUCUGUUUAUUAGAUAGACAGACCAGUCACACAGCAAGCAGUUAUGCAGGGUGCAAUAUUUUUGCUUACACAACAUAUUGGGCAUACUACGUUCUUUCCUAUGGGAAUAUGGCUACUGCGAGACCGAUAGGAGACUAGUCCACACGCCUCGUGGAAGAAGUUAACCCCCCCCCCGGUUGGAAUUUCGAUCUACCCUUUGAAAUAAAAAGAUUAUAGCCUCCAGUUAAGUGUGCUUAUCCCAGCUAGUUGUGUAUAACAAUUUUGCGUUCAGGGAAAUGGCGUAUCCAGAGGACGGCAGGGGGAACCUGCCCCCCUGACGGACUUUUUAAACUUUGAUUUUUAUUUAAAU
Molecule: messenger RNA, 4274 nt
Organism: Acanthaster planci (crown-of-thorns starfish)
Lineage: Eukaryota; Metazoa; Echinodermata; Asteroidea; Valvatida; Acanthasteridae
Gene: prdm13
Product: PR/SET domain 13
Biological process (GO): regulation of gene expression
Cellular component (GO): nucleus
Molecular function (GO): protein binding
Source: RefSeq, a predicted model, not a curated record